Messenger RNA from Nyctereutes procyonoides (raccoon dog), 2048 nucleotides. It is a transcript of the gene FBXO22, whose product is annotated as F-box protein 22. Bases 82 to 1290 code for a protein of 402 amino acids. Lineage: Eukaryota; Metazoa; Chordata; Mammalia; Carnivora; Canidae. Gene Ontology annotation, molecular function: protein binding. The record is from RefSeq and is a predicted model, not a curated record. Gene Ontology annotation, biological process: regulation of skeletal muscle fiber development; protein polyubiquitination; positive regulation of proteasomal ubiquitin-dependent protein catabolic process. The transcript is spliced from 7 exons.
UGCGCCCUGGGCGGGAGGUCGGCGCCCGCCUGCCCGCGGCCUUCCGCGUCGCGGUGGGGCUGGCUCGGCGGCCGCUGCGGGAUGGAGCUGCUGGGCGGCGGUGGCCGAGGCCCGUGCGCGGACCCACAGGGCACCUUCGUGCUGGGCAACCUGGCGGAGGUGGUGGAGCGCGUCCUCACCUUCCUGCCCGCCAAGGCGCUGCUGCGGGCGGCCGGCGUGUGCCGCCUGUGGAGGGAGUGUGCCCGCCGGGUGCUGCGGCUGCAGCGCGGCGUGACCUGGGUCUCCGCGGGGCUGGCGGGCGCGGGCCGCCGGCAGGACCACUGCUUGGUGCGCGCGCUGGCGGAGGAGCUCGAGCAGAAUGUUCACAUCUUACCACAGACAGUUCUUUAUAUGGCUGAUUCAGAAACGUUCAUUAGUCUGGAAGAGUGUCGUGGCCACAAGAGAGCAAGGAAAAGAACUACUAUGGAAGCAGCAUUUGCCCUUGAGAAGCUAUUCCCAAAACAAUGCCACAUCCUUGGGAUUGUGACCCCAGGAAUUGUAGUGACUCCAAUGGGAUCAGGUAACAAUCGACCUCAGGAAAUAGAAAUUGGAGAGUCUGGCUUUGCUCUAUUAUUCCCUCAAAUUGAAGGAAUAAAAAUACAACCCUUUCAUUUUAUUAAGGACCCAAAGAAUUUAACACUAGAAAGACAUCAACUCACUGAAGUAGGCCUUCUAGAUAACCCUGAGCUUCGUGUGGUCUUGGUAUUUGGCUAUAAUUGCUGUAAGGUGGGAGCCAAUAAUUAUCUGCAGCGCGUUGUCAGCACUUUGAGUGAUACGAAUGUCAUAUUGGCUGGAGGCCAGGUGGAUAACCUGGCAUCGCUGACUUCUGACAAACAGCCUCUGGAUAUUGACGCCACUGGAGUGGUUGGACUGUCAUUUAGUGGACACCGAAUCCAGAGUGCCACGGUGCUCCUCAACGAGGAUGUCAAUGAUGAGAAGACCGUUGAGGCUGCGAUGCAGCGCCUCAAAGCUGCCAACAUUCCAGAACGGAAUACCAUUGGCUUCAUGUUUGCAUGUGUUGGCAGGGGUUUUCAAUAUUAUAGAGCCAAGGGGAAUGUUGAAGCUGAUGCAUUCAGAAAGUUUUUUCCUAGUGUUCCUUUAUUUGGCUUCUUUGGAAAUGGAGAAAUUGGAUGUGAUCGCAUAGUCACUGGGAACUUUGUAUUGAAGAAAUGUAAUGAGGUAAAGGAUGAUGAUCUGUUUCACAGCUACACAACAAUAAUGGCACUGAUUCAUCUUGGGUUAUCUAAAUAAAGCCGCCUGUAAAGUGGCUUUCACAAUAUAUGACUUUCCGGCUCUGCCUUUCCUAGAAAAUGGAAACAGAUGUGUAUUUCAAAAAAGAAACAAAACAAGAACAACUUUAUAUGUGUAUCAGUUUUGUAGCUUUGAAUCUCUAAAGAUUAUAUUAGGGGUGGUUUUUAAUAAGUCUGGUGAAGGACAGCUUUGUAUAUAACAUACCACAAUCAGAAUUGGAAGCUUUUGCAUCAUGCACAGUCCUAACCGACGAUGGCUGUAUUGUACCAGAUUAUGUAGCUGCUGUGUAAUGUGAUUUUAUAGUCUUCCUAUAGCAUAGGAAGAUUGAGAGAGGAUUCAUCAGUAGGAUGAAGAUUUAAGACAUUCCAUGACUACCUCUGCAUUGUUAGAUCUUUUAGUAAAAUCAUGAAGACCUUUUUUUUCUCCCUUACUGAAGGAGAAAAAUACAUGGAUAGCUUGAGAAAUCUUUCUCUGCUUUACGGUUUUGCCUAUUUUUUCAGAAGCUGUAACAAAUUGCUGACUUUUUACUUAUUUGAUAAAAAUUAAAUAACUAUUUUUGUUCUAGUGCCCUGAAGUUGCUUAGUCAAAUAAUUGCCAAGACUAAUCAAUAUUUUAUUACUUUAUAAGGAAAAAAUUUUCCUUUUCCCUCAGUGAAGAAAUUCUAAGAGAAAAUCCUUUUCUUCACCUAGUUCUAUAUAGCUGACAAUUACAUCACCUUAUUUUGGUUUUAUACCAAUAAAACCUACCUUGGAAACUCA